Musa acuminata subsp. malaccensis (wild Malaysian banana) is the source of this 1287-nucleotide messenger RNA. Its product is annotated as 26S proteasome non-ATPase regulatory subunit 8 homolog A. NCBI's taxonomy places the organism in Eukaryota, Viridiplantae, Streptophyta, Magnoliopsida, Zingiberales, Musaceae. Gene Ontology annotation, cellular component: nucleus; proteasome regulatory particle; cytosol. Gene Ontology annotation, biological process: proteasome-mediated ubiquitin-dependent protein catabolic process. The record is from RefSeq and is a predicted model, not a curated record.
UUGGAGGAGAGAGAGAGGAGCGAAGGUUGGGGUUUGAUCGGAAGAGAGGAGGCGACGAGAGAGAUGGAUCCGAAGCUGGUGGAAGUCACGCAGCUCUUCGAGCGCUUCAAAGCCGCGUUCGUGAGGAACGAUUUCGGCGCCUGCACCGAUCUCCUCUCCCACCUCAAGGUUCUGCUGACAAAAUUUCCUAGUUUGCCACCAUCAUAUGAGGAAACACCAAAUGCUGUCCAGGAACUGACAAUUGCAAGAGAUAUAUAUGAGCAUGCUGUUGUCUUGAGUGUGAAGACUGAAGAUCAAGAUGCUUUUGAAAGAGAUUUCUUUCAACUCAAACCGUUCUAUACUGAUACUUGUGGCAUAAUACCACCGUCACCCCAAGAGUACCCAAUCUUGGGCCUUAACCUUCUGAGGCUGCUUGUACAAAACAGAAUAGCGGAAUUCCAUACUGAACUUGAACUCCUUCCACAAAGUGCUUUGGAGAAUCCUUGCAUCAAGCAUGCCGUGGAGUUGGAACAAUCUUUCAUGGAAGGUGCUUAUAAUCGUGUAUUAAGUGCGAGACAGACCGUGCCACAUGAUACUUAUGUUUAUUUCUUGGAUCUUCUUGCGAAGACAGUCAGAGAUGAGAUUGCUGGGUGCAGUGAAAAAGCCUAUGAUUAUUUGUCAAUUAAUAAUGCCAAGAAAAUUUUAAUGUUCUCUACGGACCAAGAGCUUUCGGAGUAUAUCACAGAGGAACACCCGGAAUGGGAAAUCAAGAAUGGUUGUGUGUUCUUUCAAAAGGCAAAAGAAUCUCAACCUUGCAAAGAAAUACCCGCGCUGCAACUGAUCAACCAGACAUUGAGUUAUGCCAGAGAGUUGGAGCGCAUCGUUUAAAUGAAGUCCGUGGUGGCAAUUUAUAGCGUCCUAAAACACUCCAGCUUUAGUCGCAUGGCUUCUUCAACCACAGACAUUUUUGCUACGUUGUUUCUUCCAUUUGAGCCAACGUUGCUUCGCAUCAUCUCUGGCAAUUGGUAAGAAGAUUGAUCGGAUUUUGACUCCAAAACCACUUUUUAUUGUGUUUCUUUUGAACAAUGUGAUGCAGAUCUCUGAAUAGCUUUUCAUUAUUUUAUUGUGUCCAUCGGAACUAGAAAACGGAGAUCAGCAUUUGUGCGUUAUCCGGGAGUGUAUGCAGGAAGUUUCACAUGCAAGCCUUGGACUAUAGUUUAUGUUUAUGUGCAAUUUGUUGAUUGGCACAUGUUGUCCAUGCGAAGUUCUCCACUCGGAUUUCCUACAAAUCAAAAUCCACUCUUUUCA